Messenger RNA from Vidua macroura (Pin-tailed whydah), 974 nucleotides. It is a transcript of the gene MLEC, whose product is annotated as malectin. The record is from RefSeq and is a predicted model, not a curated record. The coding region runs from base 7 to 840 and encodes 277 amino acids. Lineage: Eukaryota; Metazoa; Chordata; Aves; Passeriformes; Viduidae. The transcript has 5 exons. Gene Ontology annotation, molecular function: carbohydrate binding. Gene Ontology annotation, cellular component: membrane.
CGCGACAUGGUGGGCGCUGGUACGCGCGGGGCGCCGCUGCUGCCGCCCGUGCUGCUGCUGCCGCUGCUGCUGCGGGGCGCGGCGGGCGGCAUCGCCGACAGCGUCGUUUGGGCCGUCAACGCGGGCGGCGAUGCCCAUGUGGACGUGAACGGCAUCCACUUCCGCAAGGACCCGCUCGAGGGCCGCGUGGGCCGAGCUUCUGACUAUGGUAUGAAACUGCCAAUCCUGCGGUCCAAUGUGGAAGAUCAGAUUCUGUACCAGACGGAGCGUUACAAUGAGGAAACCUUUGGCUAUGAAGUUCCCAUCAAAGAGGAGGGCGAUUAUGUGCUGGUGUUGAAGUUUGCAGAGGUCUAUUUUGCACAGUCUCAACAGAAGGUAUUUGAUGUUCGCUUGAAUGGCCACGUGGUGGUGAAAGACUUGGACAUUUUUGACAGAGUUGGACACAGCACAGCUCACGAUGAGAUCAUUCCCAUGAGUAUCAAAAAGGGAAAACUGAGUGUCCAGGGGGAGGUUUCAACAUUCACAGGAAAGCUCCACAUUGAGUUUGUAAAGGGCUACUAUGACAAUCCGAAAAUCUGUGCCCUAUACAUCCUGCAAGGAACAGUGGAAGAUGUUCCAAAGCUGCAGCCACACCCAGGUCUGGAGAAAAAAGAGGAAGAUGAUGAUGAAGAUGACUAUGAUGAUGGCUCCAGUGUCAAAAAACAGGCAAAUAAGAACCGGGUUCAGUCAGGCCCACGCACACCAAACCCCUAUGCCUCGGACAACAGCAGCCUCAUGUUUCCUAUAUUGGUGGCCUUUGGUGUCUUCAUUCCUACCCUCUUCUGCCUCUGCCGAUUGUGAGAGCAAGCCCCACAGUGCAUCAGCCCAGGGGCUGGGAGGGAAGGAGUUGGACCAAAUAUGGUUGCUUUCAAUUUCUCCAUAUUGUUCAUAAUUUAAGGAAAAAAAAAAAAAAAAAAGAGAUGAUUCAUUUGGAA